AUGCCACACCUCCACGCUCCACUAGCGAUCGACCCGGACAAUCCCUACAAUCUUCGACCAGGCGAUCUCGAGCCAGUCUACAGUCCCCUCCCGCCAAUUCGCCACGACGACGUCGUGAUCGAAGACGACGGAAAUGACUCCUCCUCAGAAACCUCCUCAGAUCUCCUCCCCGACCUCGGCUGCAUGCAUUACAAACGUAAUGUCAAAGUCCAAUGCUUCGACUGCCAACAGUGGUAUCCGUGCCGACACUGCCAUGAUCAAGCUCACGACCUCCCCUUCCCUCAUGCCCUCAACCGGAAGAAGACGAAGAACAUGCUCUGUAUGAUCUGUCAGACUCCUCAACCCGCGGCGGAGAUAUGCAUAAACUGCAAUGAGUACGCGGCGUGGUAUUUCUGUUCUAUCUGCAAACUCUGGGAUAAUGACCCCACACAUCGCAUUUACCACUGUCCUUCAUGCGGUAUCUGCCGUGUCGGCGAGGGGUUGGGAAAAGAUUACAUCCACUGUCCGCGGUGUAAUGUCUGUUUGACGAUCAACACUUUUGAAGGGCAUAAGUGUAUCGAGCGAGCGACCGAAGGAGAUUGUCCGCUGUGUCUUGUGGUGCUCUUCGACUCGAGGACGCCGGUCGUGGCGAUGCCGUGUGGGCACUAUAUGCACGGGGAUUGUUUUCGGGAUCUGAUGAGCGUGACGUAUAAGUGUCCGGUGUGUGGGAAGUCAGCGGUGAACAUGGAAAUAGAGUGGAGGCCGACAUCUCAAACCACCAACUCCGUCCAACCUCCUCCCGCAGCUCGCCGCCCUCGCGAAGUCUACAUCAAUUGUAACGACUGCCAUUCCCGCACCUGGACUCCCUUCCACUGGCUGGGUUUGAAAUGUCAACGCUGCGACUCCUAUAAC
This is a messenger RNA of Zymoseptoria tritici IPO323, 891 nucleotides long. RefSeq lists its product as uncharacterized. NCBI's taxonomy places the organism in Eukaryota, Fungi, Ascomycota, Dothideomycetes, Mycosphaerellales, Mycosphaerellaceae. Gene Ontology annotation, biological process: ubiquitin-dependent protein catabolic process; protein ubiquitination. The record is from RefSeq and is a predicted model, not a curated record. The transcript has 2 exons. Gene Ontology annotation, molecular function: zinc ion binding; ubiquitin protein ligase activity. The annotation marks the transcript as partial. Gene Ontology annotation, cellular component: nucleus.